Messenger RNA from Bathycoccus prasinos, 1722 nucleotides. RefSeq lists its product with no specific name. NCBI's taxonomy places the organism in Eukaryota, Viridiplantae, Chlorophyta, Mamiellophyceae, Mamiellales, Bathycoccaceae. Gene Ontology annotation, molecular function: protein binding. The record is from RefSeq and is a predicted model, not a curated record. The transcript has a single exon. Bases 1 to 1722 code for a protein of 573 amino acids.
AUGGGGGGACACGUUCGAUUUAAAGACGACGAUACAAACGAGGAUGACGAGGAUGAGAUGAUGGACGUGGAGAAGAACAAAGAAGAAGAAGAAAAAGAAGAAGAAGGAGAAGAACGAGUGGUAUCGCACGAUUUUGGCCCAGACCCUGAGUUUACGAUACGGAAACCAGUGGCGAAUUUAAAGACGAUGAUGAUGAUGAUGGCGGCAGAAGAAGAAGUUACAGAAGUUAAAGACAAAGAAGAUAAAAGAAGAAGAAGCGCCGUAAAGCUUCGCAACAAAUGGACGGAAGAAAAAGGAGCAUCAUCCGAUGCCUGCUACAUCACGCAAAUAGAAUCGAACUUUGAUUUCUCGAAAGUCUGCUAUCGAACGAGCGCGAACGAGGCGAAAGUUUUCGAUACUACUACUAAUAAUACUACUAAUAAUAAUAACAACAACAACAACGAUGUUAUGAUACUCAAGCACGAACGCGCGAUGACUGACGCGCACUUUCCCGUGCCGAACGAAUUAACGACGAUUCUUUCGUGCUCGCACGAUAACACGGUCCGAGAGUGGGACGCGAGGACAAAUAAUAAUAACUGCGCCGUCGCGCAAGCGCGGGUACCGAAUCAUAUUCUCGGUAAGAACGGAUCCUUGGAGACGUGCUCCAUCGGCGGCGCGAACGAAACAAUUUUAGCCGUAAGUUGCGGAGAGAAGAUUUUGUUUUACGACCGACGGAUGAUCAGACAAGGAGGAGGAGGAGGUGGAAAAGAGACGAUGAUGAUUAAACAGUUUGAAGACGCGCACUCGGAAACAGUCACGAAACUUCGAUUCCAUCCGGAAAAGAGACACAUUUUGCAAACGAGUUCGGUGGAUGGGUUGACGUGCACGUUUAACUUACUCAACGAAAUUGACGACGAGAACAGUUUAGUGAGUAUUGGAACCGCGAAUGCGGCGAUUAAUGAGUUUGGGUUUUUGAGUAGUACGACGAGUAGCGGUAGCACUAGUAAAAAUAUCUUGUGGGCGUUGACUGGCAUCGAGGAAAUUCAUUUGUUCGAUUGCGACGCGGGUGUCGCGACGUGUGGCGUGGAGAUUGGACACGUGAAGAACGCGAGAGAAAAAGCGAGAGAGGCAGCAAAGCAAGCAAAGGCGAUGAGUGUAAAGAAAGCAUCUUCUUCCUCGUCGAUAUCGAAGAAAGGAUUGAAAGAUUUGAUCGAAAACGGCGUCGAUUACAUCAUCAACGUCAUCGACGGUGGCGAGGCAAAUAACCAUAAAUAUUACGCGUGCUGCGGAACAAUCAACGGUACCGUCGGUUUGUUUCCGAUAGCUUACGACGAAAUCGCUAUGAGGAGCGAGACGAGCACGCAACCGUUGACUUUACUCGCGCCGGAAUACGUGUUGCCGAAUGAUUCUUCUUCUGAACAAGGAGGCCGUGGAGGAGACCGUGAGGAUUUGAUGAUGAAAGGUCACGGCGAUAUCGUUCGUUGCUUACUUGCAUCAUCUUCUUCAACUGCGAUGACGACUGAUAGUCAAAACGUGCUGCACUUAUACACCGGAGGCGAAGACUCUUCAGUGUGCUCGUGGACGACAACGAAAGACGAAGGUCAUAAUAAUAAUAACAAUAACAACAAUGAUAACAAUAAUAAUAAUAACAACAACAACAACAACAACGUUGGCUUUGGAGGAGGCGCGAUGAGGAACAGCCCAUCGUCUUCGAUCAGAAGCGGUCGCGAAUCUCCGUAUUAG